Leptosia nina is the source of this 729-nucleotide messenger RNA. Lineage: Eukaryota; Metazoa; Arthropoda; Insecta; Lepidoptera; Pieridae. The record is from the annotation of a GenBank genome assembly.
AUGUAUAUAUACUAUUUCUAUUUUCUGAAAUUAGAGAUAUUCAAAAUGGAAGCUCUAUCCAAUAUUCUGCAGCCUUACAAGGCCAUUGUCGGCACUAUUGCCGCUGUUGUUACCAUUGGGCAGAUGUUCUCUGCAUCAUUUUUAUGCUAUGAUAUUUACAAGGCAAAGACUACAAAAGGAGUUGGUAUCAUGCCUUUUAUUGGUGGUAUGAUUAUGAGUAUCUUGAAUUUAAAAUAUGGAUUUAUGCUUCGUGAUGACACAAUGAUACAAGUAAAUUUUGUGGGUUGUGCUCUUAAUAUAAUCUAUCUAUCAAUAUAUUUCAACUACGCUCCACAAAAGGGUCUCGUAUGGGCACAGAUAGGGGCUGGAGGAGCCAUCUCUGCAGCUCUCAUUGGCUACUCAGAAUAUGAAGAUCCAAAACUAGUUGAAAACAGAUUUGGAACAAUUAUAACUGCAUUUAUGUUCUAUCUAAUUGCAUCUCCUCUCUUUGAACUGAAAAGCAUUAUCAAGAACAAGAGUACAGCAGGCAUGCCUUUUCCCAUAAUAUUGUCGGGUACAGUUGUCACGUUUAUGUGGCUGCUGUAUGGUAUAAUUCUUAAUAACUCAUUCCUUGUGCUUCAAAAUGCAGUAGCAGUGACUCUUUGUUCAAUUCAGCUUUCUCUAUUUGCGAUAUACCCAUCCAAGCCAAAAGGAAAAGACAAGAAAGCUAAGGCAAAAAAAGCAGAUUAG